GCUUAUGGUAGUUGAGUUUUGCUUAUGAUCGGUCACUUUUUGUUCAAGAACUCGUAACAGCAUGCAUCUGCUAUAACGAAAAGUUGCUUUACAAAACACUUCUAACACAAUGACUUAGCUAUCAUGAGUUUAAAAUUUAAAAACUUCAAAAACUGCGUACGAUGUCAAUUGAACUACCCUUAACUAUCGAUUUGUUAUUCGGCGAAACUGCUCUUACGUCACAGUUCUCCGAAACCAGGGCAAAAAACGAGACGCCCCAAUGGAUGCUCAGGGUUCGACUUCUUAGUGAAGUAUUUGUGUUGAGAGCUCUUCCCUGGAACAGUCGAGAGAAAUACGACCCAAUUUGUUACUCAAAUCAAGAGUAUUUGAAGUCGGCUCUUAAUUUCAUGUCGGCUUUGCCCGAGUUGAAAAGUCUGCCGAUUUUGGAGCUGGGCUGUGGUGACGGUCUAGUGUCCAUGUUUAUGAAACGCCGUGGUUUUAAAGGAAUUGUCACGUCUGACAUUGAGAAUGCGGAUUCCAUGUCGAUUUUGAAGUGGAAUAACGAACGUAAUGGACUGUACCACAAGCACAUACCCUUCAACUGGGGCCAGAAGUUCCCCACUUCUGAACUGGCCCAGUACUGGAAGGAACAAGUCAGCGUAGAUACUGUAGAUGGCUUAGAUUAUGGACCAUACGUAGCAAUGUUGCAUGACGUAUGCUUAAUAUUAGCAAAUGACGUUCUCUUUGACUCCCAAUACUUCCCUAUGUUUCAAGACACAAUCGAUCAACUCUUCUCAUUCAUCGAGAAAGAUCUGAAACGAGUGCCAGUUCUACUCCUCGGAAUUGGAUCCGAACAUCUAACCGAAGAGCAGCAGAAGUUUUUCUCGCAACUGGAAAAGCGAGACUCGACUAGCGUUGAUCCUUUGGGCAAAGGACACAAUAUGUUCUUGGUCAGCCUCAAAAACAGAAAACCGACACUUUUUAUUUAAAUCAGUUCUUAAUGUAGACUAGGCCAAUGCUCUUCUGAUGAUGUGAUGAUAAAGGCUGAUCUAA
Molecule: messenger RNA, 1032 nt
Organism: Symsagittifera roscoffensis
Lineage: Eukaryota; Metazoa; Xenacoelomorpha; Acoela; Convolutidae
Exons: 3
Coding region: 162-968 (268 amino acids)
Source: RefSeq, a predicted model, not a curated record